Cannabis sativa is the source of this 1470-nucleotide messenger RNA. Its product is annotated as probable serine/threonine-protein kinase WNK11. Gene Ontology annotation, biological process: intracellular signal transduction; protein phosphorylation. Gene Ontology annotation, molecular function: protein serine/threonine kinase activity; ATP binding. The transcript has 3 exons. Lineage: Eukaryota; Viridiplantae; Streptophyta; Magnoliopsida; Rosales; Cannabaceae. Gene Ontology annotation, cellular component: cytoplasm. Bases 297 to 1214 code for a protein of 305 amino acids. The record is from RefSeq and is a predicted model, not a curated record.
CAGUCAAGUCAUCGGGAGUUAAACCUUCCCUUAAACGGUUCAGAAAAAAAUUAAUUAGUCAUUAAACGGCGUUUUAACCAUGGUUAAUCUACCAAACUAAACCUUAACUCUAGUUCACCACCUUUAUAUGCUUACAGAAUCACAAAUUAUAUAGUAUUAAAAUUAACUGUCUACAACAUCCUGACCCUUUAACUUUGCCCAUAUAUUCGUUCUUUGCUGCACUACUUUUUGGCUCCUCUGCUUCGGCUUCUCUAUUCUCUGUUUUCUGGGUUUCUGUGUAGAUUUUUCUUACAGAGAUGCCAACUGAAAAUGAUCACGAUCAAUGUGACGAAAACAAUUCAGAACCAUUCGUUGAAAUUGAUCCUAGUGGACGGUAUGGUCGGUACAAUGAGCUACUUGGGUCAGGUGCUGUGAAAAAGGUGUAUAGAGCUUUUGAUCAAGAGGAAGGCAUCGAAGUGGCAUGGAACCAAGUGAGGCUACGUAACUUAAGCGAUGACCCUGCCAUGAUUGAGAGGCUUUAUUCGGAAGUUAGGCUUUUAAGAUCCUUAACAAACGAGAAUAUAAUUGCUUUGUACUUUGUUUGGAGGGACGAGGAAAGAGGUACCCUCAAUUUCAUCACCGAGGUUUGCACAAGUGGGAAUUUAAGACAGUAUAGGAUGAAACAUAAGCAUGUUUCAAUGAAAGCUUUGAAGAAAUGGUCCAAACAGAUCCUCAAAGGCUUGGAGUAUUUGCAUACGCAUGACCCUUGUGUUAUACACAGAGAUCUCAACUGCAGCAAUGUGUUUGUCAAUGGAAAUAUUGGACAGGUCAAAAUUGGUGACUUGGGAUUGGCUGCUAUAGUGGGAAAGAAUCAUUCAGCACAUUCUGUUCUAGGGACUCCAGAGUUUAUGGCACCUGAGCUUUAUGAUGAGAACUACACAGAAAUGGUUGACAUUUACUCAUUUGGGAUGUGUGUGCUAGAAAUGGUGACCUUGGAAAUUCCUUAUAGUGAAUGUGACAAUGUUGCCAAGAUAUACAGAAAGGUUUCCACAGGUGUUAGACCUUGUGCCUUAAGCAAGGUCAGAAACCCUGAAGUGAAGGCCUUCAUUGAAAAGUGCCUAGCUCAACCAAUGGCAAGGCCCUCUGCUGCUGACCUCCUCAAGGACCCUUUCUUUGAUGAAGUUGUUGAUGAUGAUGAUGAAAAUAAAAAUGAUGAGACUUCUUAUGCUUCAUGAAUAUGAUCUUGUACAAGUGGCCAUGCUAAUAUUAGGUCUUGGUCAAGAUUAAUCAUACAAUUAAGAUGAAUGGUCAGAAUCGUGUACUACAGAUAGGGGUGCAAAUUACAGUGUUCUACUCGUUUUUGUUGAAUGAGAGAUGUAUCUCAAUUGUUUUUAUUUUUCCCUUCUCUCUGUAAGUAAAGGUUUAAACUUUAAACACCCAAUAUAUUAAUUGUUUAGCUAGGUGAAGAUUGAUUCUUUGUUGGAAUAGAAA